ACGAUGUGACACUUGGCUGCGGCGGUGUCACGUUUCCAACGCGCGAUCGCUCGGACGCUGCCGCUCGCCAGCCGGACACUGCGUACACCGCGUAAAUCGCGCACGCGUUACGGUCGUUGCUGUACCUCAGCGACAGCGAUCAGUGGCACGGUACCGCGCUCACGUUGCGGAGCUUUCCCUAUCUCUUCGUCUUACCCUAUCUGUCCAUCUCCAUCGCUCUCUCUCUCUCUCUCUCUCUCUCUCUCUCUCUCUCUUUCCCUCUUUCGCUAUUUAUCUCUCAUCCGUUUCGGACGGUUUCGGUCGGCUAUUAUGCGUUGUAGUGGUUGCGGUCGCGACGAUGGAACAACCUGUGGUUGCGCUCGUUUACAACGACUUGGAUCUGCAGCACGAACCUACGCCGCCGCCACAGCAGCAGCAGCGGCCGCGAACGACGGAAGAAGACGACGGAGGAGAGGACGGCACCAACGCGUACUGUAACGCCGGCUACAGUUUUGUCCAUUAUGACUUCCAAACAAAUAGUUAUGCACAGUAUGACGUUAAUCCACAAAAUGAUGGAACUUCACAAGAAGGAUUUCAUGAUGAUUUAUCACAAAGUUCGCUUAGUAACGAUAUUCCACCUGAUCAGUCGGACACUAAAAGACAUAACUGUGAAUUCACUGGCUGUAAAAGGACGUAUAGUACCGUAGGAAAUUUACGAACUCACAUGAAGACACAUAAAGGCGAAUAUCGGUUUAAGUGUAACAUUAUGGACUGCGGAAAACCAUUUUUGACGUCCUACAGUUUAAAAAUUCACGAACGAGUGCAUACGAAACAAAAGCCAUUUGUUUGCACUAAGGACGAAUGCCAAAAAGCUUUCAACACUGUCUACAGGCUACGAGCUCAUCAACGUUUGCACACCGGUGAUACUUUCGACUGCAUGCAAACAGGUUGUGGCAAGUGUUUUACGACUUUUAGUGACUUAAAGAAACAUUACAGGACCCACACUCAAGAACGACCGUACAAAUGCGUGGAAGAAGGUUGCGGUCGUGCGUUUACGGCCAGCCAUCAUUUAAAAACUCACAAGCGAACGCAUUCGGCUGACAAAUUAUACUCGUGCGAUCGACCGCAUUGCAAUAAGACUUUUCCCGGAAAGGCCAGUCUCAAGACGCAUCAACGGAGUCACGAUAUUUGGGACGAGUCUGAGACACUGUCAGAUUUUGCUGACGACUUACUGCAGCAUUUUGAUAGUGAAACCAAUAGCACGACUAACGAAUUUUUAAAAUAUCAAAGCCAAUUAGUCAUACCACUGUCGAAAGCCAACAUCGAAGCGCUAAAACGAUCCGAAACGGCCGAGGUCGAGAUCGAAGCAUAUCUGUCGGGCAGCGCCAUUCAGACGUUCACGGCAGUCGGUGCGGAUUCGACCACGGCCACGGUGCAGAAAAUGAUACUGGCCGAGCCGAACGACGACAUGCCGGCCAAACUGUCGGUGGAGUGCAACAUCGACGUGCAGAAGGUCGGACAGGAUGCGAACGGUACGAUCAGCUUGUGCGUGAUGGACAACGGCGAGGUGAUGUCCAGCCUGCUAAUGAUGCCGGUGAUCAACGGGGCCAGCAGCUAUGAAGCGGUGACGGAGGACGACUUCAGCCAGCCGCCGGCCAUGUCGAUAGCCACGGAGACGGUGCAGGAACUGCAGUUCGUCGACGAACCGGUCCGGCAGACGGUGACGGCCGUCGAACAGUCGGUAGCCGGACCGGCCGCGGCCGCGGCCGCCGGAGCGGUCGAGCUGAUACCGUUCCACGACAUUCUCGUGUCCAAGCCGGACACGGACUUCGCGGUGUGCGAACCGGAUCACGCGGUCGCGGAGGAACCGCUGCUUCACGUGGCUGAGGAGUUCAGCGUCGAGAAGCUCAUACUCAGCCUGGCCGACGACGCGGACCGCUGCCCCGACAGCUCGGUGGCCUCGCUGAUGGUCAGCCCUCAGCUGGAAGUGUUCGAGCCCGCGUUCCCGGCGCCCGUAUCAUCGAUGGCCGCCGACGCCGACAGCGGAACCGGUUCCGGCGGCGUCGAUCACGGUACCUCCGCCGGCCACCCACCGGUUACGUCCUGUUCACUGACCGUGGCCUGCAACACCCGCAAGCAGCUAAGGAAGGUGCUUGAACACAGGCGGCCAGCGAGCAUAUCGCAUUGACCGUGCCGUGCCGCGUCCCAGCGAAUAGUCGUCCCAUAGUGCAAUCUCGAACACGUCCCCCCCGUACGAUAUUAGCGAUCAUUUUAUACACUGCGAACUAUUUAUUAUAUAUUUUUAUUACUAAACAUAUUUUUUACCCGUUUA
Molecule: messenger RNA, 2311 nt
Organism: Sipha flava (yellow sugarcane aphid)
Lineage: Eukaryota; Metazoa; Arthropoda; Insecta; Hemiptera; Aphididae
Product: zinc finger protein 76-like
Exons: 6
Coding region: 338-2167 (609 amino acids)
Biological process (GO): regulation of transcription by RNA polymerase II
Cellular component (GO): nucleus
Source: RefSeq, a predicted model, not a curated record